Messenger RNA from Paramecium sonneborni, 834 nucleotides. The record is from the annotation of a GenBank genome assembly. NCBI's taxonomy places the organism in Eukaryota, Ciliophora, Oligohymenophorea, Peniculida, Parameciidae.
AUGAAAAAACCAAAGAGAUUUAUACUUAAUUUAUACGAAAUCUUAGAAGUAUCUUAAUGCUAAGCUCUAGGAUCCAAAUUUAUAAAAUUUGAUAUAUUGGGUAGAUAAUGGAUAAGCAUUUUCUUUUUAAAGAAUUUCAGAAUUCUAAACUAGAAUUUUACAACAAUAUUUUAGAACAUCGAAUGUACAUUCAUUUUUGAGAUAAUUAUGUUUAUAUGGGUUUAAGAUGAGAAAGAAUGAUCAAAAUAAUAAAGAAUACUACCAUUAAAAUUUUAAGAAAGGACGAUAGUAUGAUAAUGAUAAAUAUUUAGUAAAGAAUUAUUAAAAAUAAAGAGAGGGAAGCAAAUCAAUUAAAAUUAUGAGCAAUAAUUUAGUUCAGCAGGAUUUGCUGAAUAAAACUAUUUGCUUUAGGAGAAAUUGAAAUAUUUAUAGGAGCAAUAAUAAAUAAUUUAGUAAUAAUUAAGAAUACAGUGUUAAAUUUAAUUAUUGAUAGCUCAAAAGAUUGGAAAGAUGGUUGAUGUAUAUAUGUAUAUAAUGAAAAAGGUAUUUUGGAUAAUGAAAGAAUUUCACGAAAAUGAAACAUAAUAAAGAUUCAAGUCUACUUUUUUUACAGUGCUUUUAGGCUAUAAACCUUCAAUUGAGUUAUUGUAGGAAAUUUUCUAAGAUUUGAAUAGUCCAAUAUCUGAGUUUUUAUUUUCACCAUAUGUUUUUGGUUUUAGUUAAUGAUUAAUAUAAGGAAAGCAUUUUAUAAAUAGAAUAAGAUUUAACAAUAAUUGAUUGCAUUCUAAAAAUAGAUAAAAUUUGUAAUAAAAAUGCUAAAUGAAUAAAAAGGGG